GCAUUGCGCAACAAAGGUGCAGGGCUUGGAGAGCCACAGUGCGGCAGGAAAACCGCACCAAGAGAUUGAAUAGAGGAGGGAAUGCUAAACACAUAGGUUAUCCAUACAAAAAUACAUGGACAUGAAAGGGAGAAGCCGUCUGCUUCCAACGAACCCAAAUAAUGGAAAUAGUUCUGUUUUCAUUCCAGCUAAAGAGCAGUUUUUCCUCUGAAAUCCAACGAAACCUUCCCAGCUUGGUCCGACGAAGCCCAUUUCAACUGGUAGACAGCAGAAUGGAUGAAAAACACCAAGACUAGCGACUCAUUGUGUCAACGAGACUGAAUAAGACGAUAAACCGCAGCCAAUCUAGCAUUUUAUGACUGAAAGAACGUGUGAAUAGUCUCCGGAAAGACACCGCAUCUUAUCAUUUUUCAGCCGUUUAUUUAUUGUUUUCCACCAAAUUCCAGUAGUGGGAUGCUUUCGCGUUGUGUUGCUUCAUAGGGUUCAAGAACACAAUUCAGGGAGGAAUAUGGGUGAAGUUCAGGACGUAAGGGAUGUUAAGAAGACCUUCGUUGCUCCAGCAAUAAAGUCUUUUGAGCACUAUGACUUCUCCCGAGCCAAAAUCUGUUGCAGCCUCACAUGGUUGGUGGCCAAAGCAUACGGGACAGACAGCAUCCCGGCAGACUUAAAGGACCCUUUCUACACAGACCAGUAUGAGCAGGAGCACCUGAAGCCUCCUGUGGCCAGCCUCCUGCUGUCUGCAGACCUUUACUGCAGGGCCGGCAGCCUCAUCCUGAAGAGUGACGCUGCCAAGCCCCUGCUGGGCCACGAUGCUGUCAUUCAGGCGCUGGCUCAGCGUGGACUCUACAUCACCGACCAGGAGAGACUGGUCACUGAGAGGGACCUUCGAAAGAGGCCUCUGCAAAUGAGUGCUCACCUGGCAAUGAUCGACACUCUGAUGAUGGCGUACACAGUGGAGACGAUGAGCGUGGAGAAGGUGAUGACCUGCAUUCGUCAGUAUUCAUCCUGCGACCCUGAGGUGGAAACACCUUAUGACACAGAGGACGCAGUCACCACCUGGAUCAACAAGGUAAAUGAGUAUCUGAAAGACACCGUGGCUCAGGAGCAGAGGAAGAGGGAGACGCAGAGCGCCGAGCCUGCUGGGAGUCCUCGGUCUCCAACCAAGUGGUACAUGAAGCUUGUGCCUGCUCGCUACAGGAAGGAGCAGGCCUCAACCCAGCCGGUUCCCUGGAUCCCCCCAGUGGACAACCUGCUGAAAGACAGCACGGACGGCUCAGCCCUGGGUGCUCUGCUGCACUUCUACUGCCCUCAACUGCUAUCAUUGGACGAUGUCUGCCUGAAGGUGAACAUGACGCUGGCUGAUCGGCUGUACAACCUGCAGCUCAUACAGGACUUCUGCAAAGACAACCUGAACAGCUGCUGCCACUUCAGCCUGGAGGACAUGCUCUAUGCCUCCUCCACCAUCAAGAAUAACUACCUGGUGUUCAUGGCAGAGCUGUUUUGGUGGUUUGAGGUGGUCAAGCCAUCUUUUGUGAAACCAAGAAUGCUGGACAACGAAGGCACAGAGCCCUCAUCCUUGUUGAAGAAUAUGCCAGCCAUCCCCAUCUCCAAGGCAACCAAGAGGAGCUUCAUGGAAAGACCCCCAAGUCCUGAAAGACCCAGUUUGCCCCUCCGACCCCAGCCUCGAAACUCAGGAGAGAUCAAGAGGUCAACCUCAAUGUCCUUUGUCGAUGGCAACCUCGGCACCUGGCCCAAAGAGAAAAGGUCUGGGCCUUAUGGGGUGUCUUUUGACAUCCCCUUUGACAAAGAGGACUCUGCUCCAGCCUCUCUUUCCUCCACACGUGGCAUGGUCAGGUCCGUCAGCACUGAUGAUGGUUCUGGCUUCAGGGUCCACCACCUGCCCCGUGGAAUGAAGCGUAACCUGUCCUUCCAGCCAGUGAACGGUCAGAGUGUCGGCAUUGAGGAGGAGGGCUGCCCAGACAGCCUGGCUGGUAUGGAGCCUGGCAGGCGAGCGUACCCCAACGGACAUGGAAGUGUCAUGGCAACAACUCCCUCCGUGGAGGAAGCCCUCCAGAUAAUCCACAGCCCGAAUAAGCCCCCAGCGGAGCGGAUCAACAAUGGUUUCUUCCUGCACAGUCAGGAUCACGGGACCACUUGUGGUGUUGGCUUGGAGCCUGUGUCAGAGUUGGACUCCCAAGGGCCUCUGAGCACCACAGACACCACCGAGGUGGACACUGGUAUCCAUAUCCAAACAGAAGACAUGCUGGAUGAGGAUUCCUCUUUGAAAGACUGCUCUGUGAACAUGGACCUGGAUAUGGACACGCCAAGCCCCUGCCCAAGUAGUCAGAGCAAAUCCCCCUCAGGAAUGAAGAUGACCAGCUUUGCCGAACAGAAGAUGAGGAAGCACAUUCCAUCAGCGCCAGACUCAGGGAGGUGUAGCAGCAGCUCCCUUAAGACCACUCCUGAGGGCUCUGAGUUUGGCCUCCCAUUAUCUGUCUCCUGGGCCCCGACCCCUGAGCACAGCCCCAUCCAUCAACAAACCACACCACCCCUCACUGCUCAAGCAUCGUCCACACCUGUACAACUUCCACCCAAUGACCCCGCUCAGGUCAUGGCUACAGAGAUGGUACAGCUGAGGAUGAGGCUGGAAGAGAAACGUAAAGCCAUCGAAGCACAAAAGAAGAAAGUGGAGGCUGCUUUUACAAGGCAUCGGCAAAAGAUGGGUCACUCAGCGUUUCUCAAUGUGGUGAAGAGAAAAGGAGAUGGGGCCGCCAGUGGAGAGGAAGGAGGGAAAAUCGAGGGAGAAGGCAAGGCAGCAAGCACAAGUCCCACCUUCAAAUUUGGGAGGAGCAAGGCAGACACACCUGAUGGGGCAGAGCAAAGCAGCACAGGCUCCUGUUGGACAAAGUCACCUGGUGCAGGAGAGGAAGGUGGGCAAAGCCAUGCUCAGCUAACUGAGGUAGAUCUCACCGAGUAUACACGUUCUAUUGAGAAACUUAACCAUUCAUUAGCCUUCCUUCAGACUGAGAUGCAGCGACUUGCUCAGCAGCAAGAAGUGAUCAUGGCCAUGAGGGAGCAACAACAUCAGCAGGCGUGGGUCAUCCCUCCUCCACAUACAGACCCAUCACCACAAAAACACAGUCGAGCAGGGGCUGUUACCCGAUCCUCAGGACCCUCUUCUCCUGCCGACUCCCCUCGUUCCACCCACCGCUCUCCAACCAGCAUCAAACGCAAAUCUGCCUCCUUCCACUCACGUAAUCCUCGCACCACUCGUCCCAGCGAGCUAAAGCUGGCCCCUUACAAUCGAGUCCUAACUGCCCCGCAAUCUGUCGAUAGCAUCCCCAGGCUACGCCGAUUUUCUCCCUGCCACCCCUUGGCAAGUUCCUUCGUUUACAUGGGGGAGAAACCAGCAACCGCCAAUCCAGCAACAGUAGCCUCAGAUGGAGAUAAAAACAAGGAGACGGAGUCACUCCUUUCCCCAGAGAGGGAGUUUGCUAGUAUAUGUGUAGCCAACUCACCCCCCAGCUCCCCCAACCUGCAGAACAAAAGAGAACAAAUAUUCGAAUGCCAAACCCAGGAAACAGAGGUUCACAGCCAAUCCAAGAUCACUGACGUGGAAACAGAUGACCAGAAAGUUCAGUCAGUUGCAGAUCUCAAACCUACCAUAGAGUCAUCAUUUCCUGAGGUUCUGGCCCACCCUGUGGUAGAGACCUUCACGCUGACACCUACAGAGAUUCUUCCCCAGUCAGAAGCCUCAGGCCAAGUCAAGAGCAGCUUGAUUGAGGUUCCUCUGUCAGUCAUCAAGCCACUGGAGGAUCUGACACUUUGUGAUGAUUUGGAGAUGCAGCAGGGUAAUGUGGAAGGCUCGGAUUACGAACAGAAGAUGUGUCGUGGUUUCUUCUUCAAGGCGGAUGGAAAGGCCGAUGAGAACAUGGCUCAGAAGAGGGCUGCACUGUUGGAGAAAAGGAUGAGAAGGGAAAAGGAGAGCCAGCAGAGGAAGAUGCAGCUGGAGGCUGAGUUGGAGCAGAAGAAAGAGGAUGCUCGACUGAAAGCAGAGGAGGAGCGCACCAGGAAGGAGGAAGACAAGGCCAGGAGGGAGUUCAUCAAGCAGGAAUAUCUCAGGAGGAAGCAGCUAAAACUGAUGGAGGACAUGGACACCGUCAUUAAACCUCGACCAGUUAGUGGGGCCAAGCAGAGGCGGGGUCGCCCCAAGUCCAUGCAUCGCGACAGCAUGGACUCCCCCAAAACCCCUGUCAAAGCUGCCACAGGUUCACGCCAACGUGUCUUUUCAGUCUCCAGCUUGUCCCUCGCUUCCCUCAACCUGGGAGACAGCGACAGUGUUCACUCUGAGAAGAGAGCGCCGAGGCCAGAUUCUGCAGAUGGCUUCCUGUCCCCGAGUCGCUCCAGCAGCAGGAAUGGAGAAAAGGACUGGGAAAAUGGAUCCACAACCUCCUCAGUUACAUCCAACACAGAGUACACCGGGCCAAAGCUAUACAAGGAGCCCAGUGCCAAAUCUAACAAGCACAUCAUCCAGAACGCUCUGGCCCACUGCUGCCUCGCAGGCAAGGUUAAUGAGGGGCAAAAGAACAAGAUCCUGGAGCAAAUGGAGAAAUCGGAGGCCAACAACUUCUUGGUUUUGUUCCGAGAUGCCGGCUGCCAGUUCCGCUCUCUCUACACUUACUGCCCCGAGACAGAGGAGAUCAACAAGCUGACAGGCAUCGGCCCCAAGAGCAUCACACGCAAGAUGAUCGACGGCCUCUACAAGUAUAACUCGGACAAGAAGCAGUUCAGCCAGAUACCAGCCAAGACCAUGUCGGCCAGCGUGGACGCGGUGACGAUCCACAACCAUCUCUGGCAAACCAAGAAGCCAGCCACCCCUAAAAAAGUAGUGCCUGCCCAGUCCUAAUAGAACUUGAUACGGCAAACACCACCAUUUCCCCCUCAAAUGGAACAUACCCAUUUCAAUUUGCACUUCACUGUACAUAUCCAUGAAGAUUCAAGCACCUGCAAUGCCAGUUAGAUGAAUGCAUAUUUGUCUUUUUUAUGUUUGUUCGUUUUUCCUCUCAUUGCAUUCCUAUCCUUGUUUUUCCUACUUACUCUGGACUGGAUAUGAUAGGAUUCAAAGAUUAUGAACAACUGGAAUGUAUGCCACUGUUGAAGAAUGAUGUUGCUUAUCAAAUGCUUAUCACUUCUGUGUUUUUAGAGAUUGUCAUGUUUGAGUCAGUUUAUGAAGGCAUGUGUGAGUGUUGUUUCCUAUGUGCCAAACGUCAAAAAAGAGACAGUAUGAAUGCAAGGACAUUUUAUUGGGUACACUGAAGCACUGAAUGUUUUUAAUUCAUGUACAGAUUGAUUUGUGUUUGCAUUAUCCUGUUAAUGUGUGGCCUUAUGCGCGUUUUGUUUUAGCGUGUGAGUGCAAUGAGGUGAUUGUAAAACAGCGUAUACAGAUGGGUUUGGGGUUUUUUUGUACUUGGAAGAACACUUUUUUCUUCAUCUCUGUGGGUAAAACAGUUUGUAUAUUAAGGUACGUAAAACUACAAAGGGCCAAAAAACUAAUUGCAUACAGCUAGUGUUAGCCACACGGUACACGUGUGUUCAGCUCAACAAAGCCAAGAAGUUUCAGCUUUUUCAGAACCCUUUUUGAGAAAGUGAUUUUAAAGAAUGCAGGACGUUACUCUAGAUCACUGGUUCUCAACCUGUGGGUCAGGACACCUGCGGAUGAUUUGAGCUGUAAUGUAUGAUGUGUGAAAAAAAAUAUUUCUAAUAUGCAAAUAUGCUGUCAUGUUUGUAAUUGUUGUGUCAAAAUCCUUUUUCCCGUAAUAUACAAAAGUAGUUGCAAGCUCAAGAUGUAUUUCAAUAAUUUAGUAAAAUUAAUUGAAACAUUGAAAAUAAAAAUCAUCCCUUAAGGGUAAAAGUGAACCCUCUGGUUUGCUUACACAUGGGUUUUACAAGGAGGCAUUGCUUCAGCAGGUUGAGAACCAGUGUUGUAGAUCACUUUGCUGCUGGUUUACAGGGGAUUUGUGAACAAAUAAAACAGCUCAGUAUUAUUUUGUUUUUAUUUAGAAAUGCUGCCAUGUAGGAUCUUUGCAGUAUAUUAAUAUAAUGUAUGCUUACACUCUCACCCACUGGUAUCAGGAAUAUGACUGAAUUCCAAGACAUAAUGACACCCAAGAAGUAUUUCUCUUUAUAUCAAUUUCAGGAUUUCAAAUUAAACUGUUGUACUAGUACUUUCUUGACAGUAUUAAAUUCUUCAGAUUUACACCUGGCUUACUCAUCUUAACAAAGUCUGCACUUUUGAUACUCUAAGGCACUUCUGGUAAAAGCAUCCACCAAACACCAAAUGUAGUGAACAUAGUGCAUAUACAAAGUUUAGAUUGCUGAUUAGUUCAAAAAUCAAUUGCUCUGCUAUUUAAUAAAGCCAGUCAUACAUCACAGCAAGUAUUGCCUGAUUCAUUAGAAUGGCUACGCUAUUACUAUGGUUGUGUCACUUUCAACUGUUGCUCUUACGUAACAUUAUGUGAAGAGUGUGUAUUAGCAGAAUAUUUGUCUGUUGCCUACAGAUGCAACAUGUCCUAAAAUAAUUAAUAAUUUUGUUAGAUUUAUAUAUAUUUUUUCAAUUAUUAGGAAAACCAAUUUCACAAAAUAAUGCAAGGCAGAAUAGGGAAGAUCUUUGUUGCUGCAUACGGGUAGAGACUCGCCACAGAGUUUCAUUGGUGUCAGUAUCAUGUUCCUUUUGCCCCCGAAUGUCAAAUCAACACCAUUUGCAGGUACGAUUUCCAACAAAAACAAAAUCUGCGAACGUGGUGCAUUGUUUUCAGCUGGGGGGAUAUUUAUGACCAAAAGAGAGCAUGUAUAUGUCUUUGAAAAUGUAAUCUAGUAUGACAGAGUGAAGAAGUGUUUCUCUGCUGUUUACUGGAAGGAUCUGUCCACAGAAGCUCUGUCCACCAGCUGUUGGCUGCUUAAGGCCAAGGUAAAUGAUUAUUUAAACUGUAAUGAUAUUGUACAGUGUGUUCAUGUGAGCUUAUACCUAUCCACUAUGAUGACUUUGUUUUGUUUGUCAGACGCUGUGCUGUCAUUCAACGUAUUGCUGAACAUGUAGUUUCAUUUUGUUUUUUUUCUUUUUUGCAUUAAAUAAAACUAAGCAUGGCCUCAGCA
Molecule: messenger RNA, 7152 nt
Organism: Siniperca chuatsi (mandarin fish)
Lineage: Eukaryota; Metazoa; Chordata; Actinopteri; Centrarchiformes; Sinipercidae
Gene: camsap2a
Product: calmodulin regulated spectrin-associated protein family, member 2a
Exons: 18
Coding region: 509-4906 (1465 amino acids)
Biological process (GO): negative regulation of microtubule depolymerization; neuron projection development; cytoplasmic microtubule organization
Cellular component (GO): microtubule minus-end
Molecular function (GO): calmodulin binding; microtubule minus-end binding; spectrin binding
Source: RefSeq, a predicted model, not a curated record